This is a messenger RNA of Oreochromis aureus, 1618 nucleotides long. RefSeq names its product phospholipase A and acyltransferase 3-like. Gene Ontology annotation, molecular function: A2-type glycerophospholipase activity; glycerophospholipid phospholipase A1 activity. Gene Ontology annotation, cellular component: cytoplasm. The transcript has 4 exons. The record is from RefSeq and is a predicted model, not a curated record. Bases 136 to 660 code for a protein of 174 amino acids. Gene Ontology annotation, biological process: N-acylphosphatidylethanolamine metabolic process. Lineage: Eukaryota; Metazoa; Chordata; Actinopteri; Cichliformes; Cichlidae.
UUUACCAAUGCGCUUAUCUAAUCUUUGUCUUUGCAUAUUAGUACUUCUCCAUCUGAAAUGUAAGAUAAGUUUCAGUACCAGUCAGAAUAAAUUCACUACCAGUCGUUCCCACCAGCUGACUGAAGAGGUGAAGCCAUGGCACCAACACUGUUUGACAAAGAGCCAAAGCCAGGGGACCUUAUCGAAAUCUCUCGGGGGGCAUAUACACACUGGGCUGUCUACAUUGGAGGAAAUGAAGUUGUUCAUUUACUGCCUCCGACACAUCCAGGUGGUGAGUUGGGAUCCUUCGGUGAGCUGCUGACGUUACUAGACAGCGGUAAGGCGCAGGUGAGGCGUCAGAAGAUCUGGGAAGUUGUCGGCUCCAGCAAAUUUGAGGUCAAUAAUCUUCUGGAUGAUGAGUACAGUCCUCGUGAGCCUCACGUCAUUGUGAGGGAUGCCUGCAGGAUGGUCGGUCGAGAGCUGCCUUACUGUAUCACUACUCAGAAUUGUGAACACUUUGUCACAGAGCUACGUUAUGGAAAGCCAGAGUCCCGCCAGGUUCAAACAGCAGCUGUGAUUGGAGGUGUCGCUGUGGCAGGUGUAGCCGCUGCAAUUUUGGGUGCGGCGCUGUUUUCCUCCUUCAACAAAGACGAAAACAAAAGAAGAAGAAAUUAUAAGUGAUUGCAGUGAUUGAUAUCAUUGAUAUCAGUGAAAAGGAAGGAGCUAGUUUGUUGGUGUAACAAGGUCAGCAGAAACAAUAAGACAACUUCAAAUAGGUUGACGAGAGUUGAGUUGUAAAAAAAAAAAGUAAGUGAAGAUAUGCCUCGACUUAUCGUGUUUUUACUGUGUUCUGUUGACAAGAAGUAAAUGAUAAUGCAGUAAAAGCUGUGAUGGAAGUUUUCAGUUUACAGCCACAAUAUUAAAACCGCUGCUAGGUGAAGUGAAUAAUAAAGUUAGCACCAUUAAAGUGAUCAGUGUUGCUGCUGAAACUUUGGGCCCUCACUUUGACAUGUGCACCCAGCUCUUCUGGAGUCUAUACUUCAAGAGGUCAGAGGUGUUUUGGCCUUGUAAGAACCUUAAAAAAAGAUUUUUUUAAUGUUCGUAGUGAUUGAUGUAUGUAUCUAGAUUUUGCCAAAAAAGAAAAAAAGCAUGGAUGAUUAAAUGUAGACACAAAUAGUUAUGACGUUAGAUAUCUAAUGUACGAGAUACUUUUUUCUUCUUUUUUUUUUACAGUAGCAAUCAUGAGAGAGCAUAAUGUUGAAAAGGCAAACAGAAGCAGGAAACCACUGAGCAAUCCUUUUCUGAAGGCUUAGUUAUGAGCUUAAAGGGUGUUUAUCCCCCCAGUGGCUGUGCAAACAGUGUGCUGCAACACAAGCUUUCACUGUUCAUAUUUUGACCCUUUUACAGAUGAGGCAGGUGGACCAAAUGAUGAGUCACACCAGACCAUGUGAUCACUGCUGGUUAUGGGUUUUUUUACGAUCAGCGUGAGGAAUUCUAGGAUUGAAUAUAUUUGUGGAAUUGUGGGUAUUUUAGCACAUUGCAGAUGGUUUUAAAAAGCUUGAAUUUUGACUUUUCCUCAAGGUAAACAUUGAGAUCGAUGUACUGCCUAAAUACUAAAUAAAGAUUUGGAAAUUUGAAA